Lotus japonicus is the source of this 2349-nucleotide messenger RNA. Its product is annotated as translocon at the outer membrane of chloroplasts 64-like. The coding region runs from base 141 to 1910 and encodes 589 amino acids. The transcript is spliced from 9 exons. Lineage: Eukaryota; Viridiplantae; Streptophyta; Magnoliopsida; Fabales; Fabaceae. Gene Ontology annotation, molecular function: protein binding. The record is from RefSeq and is a predicted model, not a curated record.
UGAUGGAGCAGUAGAGUAGAUAGAUAGAGAUAAAAGAGGAAGUUGAGGCGGCGGGAGAGGAGAGGAGAGGAGACUGCUAGUAACAAACAGUAUCCUCCCUCCAUACUCUUCCUGCUUUGUGGUUUUAGGUUAAAUUAAAUAUGGCGUCUCAGUCAGGGAACUUAUGGGUCUUGUUGGGGCUGGGCUUGGCCGGAAUCUUCGUCCUCACCAGGAAGCUCAAGGAACACAAGGAGGAUUUAGGGGCUUUCAUUCAAAAGCUUCACCUGCUUCCUCCUCCUCAGCCCGCUCCCCCUAAAGCUCCUCACCCUCUCACCGCUCUCACCUUCGCUUUCUCCGACCUAUUUGACAUUCACGGACAUGUAUCCACUUUUGGCCAUCCCGACUGGGCAACCUCGCACCAACCUGCUUCUUCUACUUCUCCUGCAAUCUCUGCUCUUGUUCAAGCUGGCGCUACCGCUCUCGGAACCACUCUUGUUGACCCCUUUGCAUACGGUAUUACUGGCCAAAACAAGCAUUAUGGAACGCCCACCAACCCUGCUGUGCCUUCUCGACUGCCCGGUGGAUCCUCUAGUGGUGCUGCUGUCGCUGUUGCUGCUAAUUUUGUUCAUUUCUCAUUGGGUAUUGAUACUACUGGAGGGGUCAGACUACCUGCUGCAUUUUGUGCCAUUUUAGGAUUUCGACCUUCAUAUGCUGCUGUAUCUCAUGUGGGAAUCAUACCUGUUUCAACAAGUUUGGACACUGUAGGUUGGUUUGCCAAGGAUCCUAAUAUAUUGCGUCGAGUUGGCCAUAUACUUCUACAAGCACCACUUGCAAUUCAAUGCGGUCCUCGGCAAAUAAUUAUAGCGGAUGAUUGUUUUCAACAUCAAAUUGUUCCUCUUGACAGGAGUUCUCAAGUGCUGAUCAAAGCCACGGAGAAGCUUUUUGGAAGGCAAGUGUUGAAGCAUAUAAAUCUGGAGGACUACAUAAGUUCUAAAGUUCCUAGCUUGGAGACCUGCUCGAGCCAGAAAACAAAUGGUGAAGUGAAAACAUCUUCAUUAAAAUUACUUGCCAACAUUAUGCAAUUCAUUCAAAGACAUGAAUUUGGACUUAAGCAUGCUGAGUGGAUGGACAUAGUAAAACCUGAUCUCCAUCCAGCUGUUACAGCUCAGUUGCAUGGAAAAUUAGAGAUAUCCGAUGCAGAGAUUGAAAAUUCUAAAUCUGUUAGAAGUGAGAUGCGUGCUGCUAUAAAUUCGCUUUUGAAGGAUGAAAGAAUUUUGGUGAUCCCUACUGUAGCUGAUCCUCCUCCAAAAUUAGGUGGGAAAGAGAUUCUAUCACAGGAUUAUCAGAGCCAUAUGUUUAGUGCGCUAAGUAUUGCUAGCAUAUCGGGUUGCUGUCAGGUCACAAUCCCACUGGGAUUCUACGACAAGUAUCCUGUUUCAGUGUCCUUAUUAGCUCGGCAUGGUGGUGAUCGCUUUUUACUUGACACACUACAGACCAUGUACACAACUCUCCAAGAGCAGGCUGAUAUUGCUUCCAAAAGUAAACCAUCAAGCAAUGUUGUCAGUAAGGAACAAUCUGCUGAAAUUGCCAAAGAGAAGGGAAAUCAAGCCUACAAAGAUAAGCAGUGGCAGAAAGCCAUUGGAUUUUAUACAGAAGCUAUCAAACUCUGUGGAGAUAAUGCGACAUACUACAAUAACAGGGCUCAAGCAUAUCUAGAACUUGGAAGUUACCUCCAAGCUGAGGCAGAUUCUACAAAAGCUAUUAACAUUGACAAGAAGAAUGUGAAGGCGUAUUUUCGUAGAGGUACAGCUAGAGAGAUGCUAGGCUACUAUAAGGAUGCAUUUGAUGAUUUUACAUAUGCUCUGGUACUUGAGCCAACCAACAAAAGGGCAGCUACUGCUGCUGAAAGGUUGAGGAAGCUAUUCCAGUAGGUAGUAGUAGGUACAUAACUGUGAGCACAAGAUUUGAGCUGAACACCCCAGAAUCGCGGCGCUGGUGGCCAAUUUAUGCCCUGAGAUGAUUGAUGAGUUUCUAGUUGCAAUUAUCGUAGUGGAGUUAUGACGUUUGGUUUCUGCAAAUGAUAAUGAUUCUUUUGUCCAUCGUGGCUACGUAAUCAGUUUUAGACAUAGAAAGCAUGUAUUGCAUAAGCUUUUCAGGUUCCAGGACAGUAGCAUGUUAUUGCGAGAAUGAGUCCCAAUUUUGCUCGAGGUAAAUAUAUUAGGAUCGUGAUGUGUCAAGGGAGGCGUAUACUCAGUAUUCAACUGUGCAUUUCUCAUAAAAGUGGACUAGAUUGUACUUCACAGGUUUAAAUCCUUUUUUUUCAGUCGAAGUGACAUCUUAUGGUCAAUCAAAAAUUGAAGCAUUUAUGCA